Molecule: messenger RNA, 2391 nt
Organism: Oryzias melastigma (Indian medaka)
Lineage: Eukaryota; Metazoa; Chordata; Actinopteri; Beloniformes; Adrianichthyidae
Product: interleukin-17 receptor D
Exons: 12
Coding region: 234-2000 (588 amino acids)
Molecular function (GO): interleukin-17 receptor activity
Source: RefSeq, a predicted model, not a curated record
UUUCUUCUGCUUGUGAUCUCUGAACUGCAUAGUUCAGCUUCUCCUCCGUGAACUCGAUCCGAGAGGGCAAAAACUACGUGUAUUUUUUUCUGCUGAGGCUGGCUGCGCCUCCACCUGGAGACGCUCCUCCUCUCCUCCACUUUCUCCCUCCUUCAGGUCGUUCUGGAAGCAUUUCAGCCCUCAGCGAGCGGAGGUUCACACGGUUUGCUUGAUGUCCCGCUGGCCAUAGCGUCAUGGUGGGGGCAGCUGUGGCGCUCUGGUUCCUGCUGGCCGCUCUCUGCCCACCUCUCCGGGCUGGAGGUUCUGCUGCAGUCGUCGCUCCGCAGGACUGCAGCCUGGACUGCAUCCGGCAGGGUGGAUUUUCAUGUGAAUACUGCAGAAUAACCAGAAGUAACAUCAAGAAGGCUUUGGGUUUCAACGCCAGCUUUCCAUUUGGGAGUUGCAUCCCAUGGCCGUGCUUUGAGCUGUUGGGGAAUGAAGACCCCACCUUCUGUCAGCACUUCGUUCACGCUCCCAACGAUGUGAAGGUUGAUUUUGUGGAUGACUCCAACAACUCUGACACCGUCAUCGUGUCCUGGAAGCCGAGCUACUACGGGAUUGCCUUCCUGCGAGGCUUUCAGGUGACCCUGCAGUCUCUGGGCAGCUCCGGCAUCUCCUGCCAGCUCUUUUUAUUCCCCCGUAAUGUUUCCCUCACAGCGUCUCAGGCUCACACGGUAUACAUGUCGGACCCGUUUCCCAGGCUCUCCCUGGGAUCCCAAUAUGCUGUUACCGUCAUGUCUCUGCCGGUUCCUGAAAAGUGGGAGAAUUUCUAUCGCAGCACCAUCUUCUCUACACGCUCGUGUACAGAGAAGAACGGUCUGGAGAAGUGCAAACAUGAUUGGUACCCAAAACAUGUCAAAGUCCAGCAGGAUGGGACCAUCGUCACAGUGACCUUUAACCUCGCCCCUCCAAACCUCGGCAUCAGGAGCUAUUUCUCACUGUGUUACGCAAACAGUGUGAAGAAAUACAAAACCAUGACGCCGAAUUCAUCUGAAAACCAGACUCACCACAGCUUUCAGCUGGAUGAUCUUCAAGUAGGAGCCAACUACACUUGUGAGCUUGCGGCUGACGAAGUGGAUGCAGUGAGGAAAAUAUUCAACGUUCACGUCACGGCUCCGCAGACGGAGGCGCCCCCUGUCGCUCUGACUCUGGCUGUGGUGCUGCCUCUGUGUCUCAUCACCGCCGCCCUUCUCGGCGCCGUGCUGGCUACCGUCAGCUGCUGGAGGUCCAAGCUGCUCUCCAAGGCCUUCGACAUAAAAUCAGAGGUCAUCAGGCAACACGAGGAGAGCAGGACUGCAGAGGAGGUGGUAACGCUGCAGAAAGACAGUCCCACCCCCCCAAGACUGCUGAUCUGCUAUAGCGGCCGCGACGGCCCUGCCCACAUCAAGGCUGUCAAUCACUUUGCAGCGUUUGUGCAGCAGCACAUGGCCACUCAGGUCUGCCUGGACCUUUGGGACUCUCUGGGCGUGGCUGAGGAGGGCUACAUGGCCUGGUACUGCCGGCAGAUCCAGGAGAGCGACUUCAUCCUGGUCAUCUGUUCUCGGGGCCUCAAAGGGAGGCCGGGGCUGUCAGGGGGGGACGAUGAAGACGAGGAGGCUCUGAGUUUCAGUCCCAACGCCCACAUGUCCGAGGCGGUCAUCCAGCUCAUCGCAGAGGAAGUGGGACGGGCCAAAGCGCGGGGCCAGGACCUGUCCAAAUACAUGGCCGCCGUGUUCCAGUACUCCCAGCAGACGGACAUUCCCCUGGAGCUGGGGCUCGUCCCGCACUACACCCUGACCAGAGACUUAGCGCUGCUUUUCUCUCACCUGCAUGGGGUGGCCCUGCACAGGCCUGGGGGGCACCUGAAGAUAAACCACCUGUCAGAGGAGGGCUUUGCCGCGCUGCCAGCAGGAGCCGCUCUGCAGAGCGCCAUCAGCGAUGCCGGGGCGACCAUGAGGAGGAAAAUGGAAGAAGUGGCCUAAUCCUGCGUGUCGCUCGCCUUCCGUCCACUCGAAACUCCGUCAAAGAAGGAGGUGAAGGCGUGAGUGAGGAGGAUGCUGAAGGUGGAGGAGUUGACCUCUGAAGGGAGCAGCCAAAAGGUGAAGAAGAAGAACUGUGUAACACGCUAUGCAGUUAUAAACCAAAUAUACACGUUUUUAUAAAACAAUAGCCGUAUUAAAGGUAUUGCUGCCGUGUAAAAAGCUCUGAUAAGUAUUAGUAUCCUUCAUAUAAAACAUGGAGUCUGCAGAUGAGUUUAUCUACCAUGUUUAUCCCGAGAGACUGAACUCUUGUUUACACAUGUACUUCGUUUUUUUAUUUGUGUGUGAAGCCUCUUGACAGCUCAUAGGACAAUAAAGACAUAUUUUUAUUAUU